CCUACUUUAAAAACCAAAUUAUCCCCUAUCUUGCAAAAAUUAUUUGAAGCUAAAGCAUCAAAAAAACUUACCUUUGCUGACAUUGGGAAACAACUUGGACGAGAUGAAGUUUGGGUUGCGUCCGUCUUUUAUGGCCAGAUGACAUUUCUACGUAUUGUUUCUAUUGGAUUAUCCUUACUGAAAAAGGCAAAACCUGAAGAGGCAGAUCUUAAAAAAUUAAGCGCAAUCUUGGAUUUACCACAACAAUACCUUACAACUGAUAUUGGACAGACUUUCUUUCCUACACGUGGAGGAUUAUUUGAACUUCCUCCCAGAGAUCCCUUUAUUUAUCGUUUAUAUGAAAUCAUGCAGGUUUACGGACUUCCGUUAAAGGAUGUUGUUAAUGAAAAGUUUGGUGAUGGAAUUAUGUCUGCAAUUGAUUUCACUGCAAAUGUUGAAAAGAUUGACAACAAACAACAAGAUGUUAUUAAUCCUUUAUACAAUAAAAUUAGUAAUAAUGAACAUGACAAUUUCGAAGACCAGGGUUAUAUCUGGCUCGCAUCUGGAGAAAUACUUAAUCUCUCUACAAGUAACUUUAAAGACAAUACACUUCCUCUUGACAAAAGACAAGCUAUAUUGCAAUCUUACCUUUGUAACAAGAAUAUACAAUUUCAACCACCCUCAAUGAACAAAGACUUAUAG
This is a messenger RNA of Dentiscutata heterogama, 681 nucleotides long. The record is from the annotation of a GenBank genome assembly. NCBI's taxonomy places the organism in Eukaryota, Fungi, Glomeromycota, Glomeromycetes, Diversisporales, Gigasporaceae.